Molecule: messenger RNA, 7151 nt
Organism: Amoebophrya sp. A25
Lineage: Eukaryota; Dinophyceae; Syndiniales; Amoebophryaceae
Source: the annotation of a GenBank genome assembly
AGUUCCUUGUUGAUAAAAGGUUCACCUACCGUCUUGAGACCCCCAUUCACCCUUGAUAAUUGAGCUUUUUUUCUUAUUCUUUGAUACACUUUUUAAGUGCUUAAUCACACAAUCACAAGUAAGAGCAGUAACUUCCUUUUUUUCUACAUGUAGGCAAGAACAUUUGUUCGUCAGUUGUAGUAGUCACACAUAGUCGAGGUGGUCCUGACUGAUCGCCAUUCUUGAAACAAGAACUUUUAGUAGCCUCCUGCGUGAAGAUUGUACAAGUUUGACGCACAUCAUCUGCACUUCUAAGAAUUUCGUACUAUAGUUGAGGUGAAAACUCUUGGUAACCAAACAACAAUCAAUCUCUGUAUAGCUGACUCUGAACAACAUCUUCAGAAUCACAAUCAGAAAGCAAGGAUGGCUUUCUGCUGAAGGUUCGAUAAUGCAUUCGAACAGCCGCGAGAUUCCCGAUAUAGAAUCUGUUCGUGCCAAACUCUACGCACGAUUGAAGGCAGCUCCUGUAGAAGAAGAGGAGGAGCUUCCUGUAGUAUGUCCAGUGACUGGAGGUGGUACAGCGGCUGAAGGUAUCACGGGUGUAGGUGUAGGUCUAGGUGUACCUGUUGAUGCAGGAGGAGCAGAGACCACGCCGAGCGCAGCUGUUGAGCUGACAAAUCUUGAAAGUGGCGACGCAGCUCUUGUUAGAGCACAGCAAGAAGUUCUAAGAGCACAGCAACUUCUAGGUCCUCUAGGCCAGGUUGCGCAGGUUGGAGUUAAUAAGCCGUCACGUGUGAACGCUGUUCCGAACUCAUUAGCCUCAAAAACACUAGUUCUUGCUAGCAGUCCAAUUCCUGCUAGCAGUCCAAUUCCAACAGCAUCACCGAUUGCGACGAGUACAAGGCGAAGUUCGUCGUACAACAAACAGGUGCUCUCAGGCCACUGCUUUCGGCACCUGGGGGACUUGUACGACCGUCCCCACUUCGUAAACUGUGGGGCAACUAGUGUGCCUACCAGCCGCAACAGCAGUAAGAGGUCAAUUGAUGUAACCUCGAAGAACGGGGGAAGUAAGGAGCUACAACAACUGGAAGAGUCCGCAUCAACAGCACCAGCGAAUCUGCAGGCGAACAACAAGCAAGUCACGACUACUGGGGUUGCUCCUCAGUUUACGAAAGCCAGUGUUGUGACGAGUUGUGAAGAAAACCUCAGCAAAGAAGAUCAAAAGAUUCUCGUGGACCAGCCAAGUCUGGCCGUGAAUUCUGAGUCCUAUUCAAAUUUGUUUUCUAGACUGCGCGAGGACUAUCUCCUUACGAUUGGGAAAACGACGGGACCUCCGCCACAGGUUUCCCCGAAAAAGUUGUGGGCUGAUCUGGACGACAGUGUGGAGAUGGAGCGCCACGAGUACUACGCGAAAAUCGACACCGCGAAAUAUUAAGGCUUCCUCUAAUCCGUCUCUGUAUUUAGCUAUCGAUCCCUCAAAGAUACAUAUGUUGCACCCCAAUUUAUUAUAGCAGGGGAACAAUACUACUGAGGCAUAUCAUCCUUGAGGGGUUUCCACAGGGAUGAAUUGGGGAGAGCUCUAAAAAUACGGUUACUCCUGGAUGCACGACUUGAACACAACAAAGAUUGAGCCUUCCCUCGUCGACGCCGACUUUUACAAGAAUGGUCUUGAUAUCACUUUUGUAAAAGACGACAACGUCAUGAUCCCCAAUGCGAGCAUGCCUCCGUCGAACAGAGCUCCUAGACAGGAAGGGAGUGCUGUUAUGAACGUGGAGGAAGUCGAGCAAAGUGGGCUGGAGACGACGAACAACGGAAUAAUCGCUCCUGUUCUUGCGGACGGGAGGAGAAGCACUGCGGCAGCACGAUCCGUCUCACGUCGUUCGGUUACGUUUAAAACUCCAAGCGAUUCAGUGUCGGCUGACACAGCGAGUCAAGAGGAACAGGAGUCCUUUAGUACUAAGAUGGAAGGUGUUACACGAAAUACUGAGUCGAGCUCGAGAGUUCAGCUUGGUGGCUUUGCGGUAGUGACGGAGGACGGCGACAGCGAAACUGAUAAUGUUGCGGGAGCAGGUGGGUCGAGUGGGGAAGGAGCUUCUACCCCGACCGGCCUUUCGCGUGGUACCAGAAUCGAGACGAGCGUGGGGUCGGCUCACAUGAGUAGCAGUGGCAUUACGCUCACUUGCGAUGUAGAUAUUAAGGCUUACCCUUAUCCAUCUUCGGAGGCAUCCUGAAGAGGCAGAUCCAAGGAAAAAAGCUCCCAGGAUGCGUCUCAAGAUGGAUAAGGGUGAGGUCUAAAGAUAAGAUUUGCAGUCCUGUGUUGGCACGAGCGCCCAGCUGCAGCUACGACGAGUUCUGUAAUCGCAUCAUGGACGGUUUAGACGUCGCUUUUUCCGCCUGCCGUUACAAUCCGGAGCGCCGCGAGCUAGGACGCCAGACUUCGUUCCAAAGCACGAUGAUUUACUACAAUGACGCGGAUGUGGAGGAUGGUCAAGAAGAUGUUAAAAACGACGUGGUAGAGUCGGCAUCUACUUCUCGUUCUGCAUCUACUUCUCGUUCUACUUCCUUGUCGGGGUACUCAUCAGGUAAUCGCGGUCGCAGAUCCCAACAACCGGCUUCGGCCGCUAUGCGCUGGGGCCAAUUCGCUGGUGCGUCGGCGCGAAGCAGACUCCUGUCUUCGUCUGGAAUGCGCGAAGGACGCAGCACCAUGCAAAGUAAUAGUUCUUUCUCGACACCCUCCGCGAUUGAAGGGAACCACGCAGCGGGCGCGCCCCUGUACUAUCCUGAGCAAGAACCGCGCAGCUCUGUUGCGAGUGGCGGAGCUUCGCGUGGUAGGUCGCGCAAUGAUGAAACGCCAAGACAGAAGCCGCCUGAAAACCAGGAUUCCUCCGCAAUCGAACGCAGAGUUGCGCGUGGUAAGGGGAAAGGUUCGACGAGUUCUGGAGGUCGCGGUAGCGCUCAAGAGACCGAGCAGUCUUCUGGAAAGCCGAUGAAGAGCAGUAAGUCAAGCGGAGCAGGCAAAGGCGGUAGGGAGCGCGGAAGCGAGCGAGAGCCCUCUACAAAAGGUGGGUCGGCUCCUACCCGAGGACGCGUUUCCUCCGGCGGUUCGACAAACGAGCGGCUGUCAAAUCUGUACAACCAGGGACGCGAGGAUAUCAAGGAGGGCACGACUAGCGGUGGAGGUGGAACUGCGCCAGCGAAAUCAGCUGAGUCCGACUUGAAGCGGGGACCACAAGCAGCAAGUUCCAGUGCGGGGAAAGGCGGAAAAAGCACCGGCACUAGCUCGUCCAAUGCAGGAGCACGUGGUCAGACGUCGAAAACAGGCUCAUCCAGCGCGGUAAAAAGCGCGAAUAAUGCAGGAGGCGGACCUUCAGCAAGUAAGGAAAUCACCGAACAACCCGUAAAGGGAAUGAGCGGACGCUUACCCUCGGUAAAAGAAGAGACGCAAGAUGAAGUGAUCUGGAAUGCAGACGAGGACGAAGCAGGAAUGGUGGAGAUGCCAGGAGUGCAAGAAACGGUUCCAGAAGCAGGAGGAAGUGCCAGAAACAGUAUUGGCAGUAUUGCUGCUGACGAGCAGUCCACUGAAAGUAGUGGGGCCAUCUUUUCUCCUGACGCGCAUUCCAUUGCAGAGGAAGCUAUGCCGCAACCCGUGACGCAAGUAGAGUCGCCUUCCGUGGCUAAAGACACGGUCCGAGUCGAAGGCGAAGCAGCGUUUGCCAUCACAUUGGGCGCAGAUGAGGAAGGCGCCGACGCCGUGCCUGCGGCGAAGACGAGCUUCUUUGAGCAGGCGGGAAGCUACGUUCGUUCGGUCUUUGGCGGCGGACCACCGGCCGCAAGUGCUGGAGAGGAACACGAGGAGCCUUCCGCUACACCUGCCUGGACGCGGUCCCGGGAAAUCGGGGACUUGAAGAAGGCACGCUCCGAACAACAUGACGCGAUUCCGGAAGGACCGCUGACGGCUCCACAUCUGCGUCUCGAGUGCCUGCAAAUCCACCCUCCGCGCCUGACUCCGCGGACGCCGCGCACUCGUCCCGAGCAUGCCAUGGUCGGCGUGGUGCCCAUGCGCGGACGCAUGCCUUUCGUGGCUGGUGACAGCGCAGUGUCUUCACCUUAUCGCGCCACAAGUGCUUCUUCAAUGCCACCGCAGCAUAGCUAUAGCGCUGCAUCACGGGUGAUGAACUAUGAGCAACAAUCUCAACGUCAGCAGCAAAGCCAAAGCGAUGUGGCACAGCUGGCCGCGGCCCGCGUGGCGCAGCAGCGACUCCCGCGUCCGGCGCUCGCGGUGCCGUCAGGCUCGAAAAUGACCACAACGGGCAUCAUCACUGCCGUGACCACGACCGGCUUCGCUGCAGAUCUGCCGGACAGUCCUCGUACGGCCGUGACGUUUGACGUAGCUUCCGCCGUGGCCAGUAAGAUGAGCCGGAGCAAGAGUCCGCCACCUGCGAUGGGCGCCAACUUGUUUGACGAGAAGCACAUGACAGCUCGACGCCAUAUUAUCAAGGUGCAUGAUUUCAUCAGUUCCGAUGAGGAGGAGACAGGCGAGAACUACAAUGCGCAGCGGGAGGACAACGGCGAGAAAGCUGAUUAUGGAGGUCAUUAUCAUCAUGUUCAUCAUGGUCAGAGCCAAUUCCUGAAAGCCCGUGCUACCGUUGGCGCUGAUGAGAAUGUCACUGGCGACGAGGAGGACCGCUUUGACGACGACAAAAAUGGUGAAGCAGGAGCGCCAGACGGACCCGCCAGCGAUGAAUAUGGUCAUUCAAAUUUAAUGGAGCGGCGCAAAUUGAGCAAGGACGUUAUUUCGCCUGAGCGACGUAAGAUUCUCGCUAGGAUUGCAGCGGACCCGCCGCCACCUGCUCCGAAGCCAGAGCCAAAGCAGAUAUCUCCUGAGCAAAAGGAGAUUCUCCAAAAGAGAAGACGCCAAGAGAAGAAACGGGCAGCUGCAUUGAAGAAGCGACAAGCCGCCGCGGCAGCUGCCGCGGCUGCUGUAGCGAGUGACAGUGCCUUGCAAAAAGGUUCAGGAAGCAGUAAGUCCUUGUUCUCUUCUGAGUCCUCUUCUGAGUCCUCAGCUGGAGAAGAUGAAGAUGGCAGUGACUUGUCGAGUUUGCUCUCGUCGGAGACCGAAGCGCAACAAGCGAAACUCGCGGAAGCAAAGGUGGCUCUGUCUAGGGUUUCUAACUUCGCAGUGUGUGUUCGCCAGCAACUGCGGGAACUGAACGACGCAUCGGCCAGCGGAGCAAUGCCGCCUGUCGAUUUGACUACUUUCUCACAGAAGAAGUACUCAUCAAAGGACUCUGUUCUUCGAGCAGCACACGAUAAAAACAAUAUUACUGGUACAGCAGGAUCGGGUGAAGCAGACGUCGAGCAGGGAAGUGCUGCCCCAGGAGAGGGAGGAGCAGUGAACGUUCAAAAGGCUAAACAGUUGGAUUUGCCUCGAAUUCCGAUUUUGGACGAAGUGUUUUCGCCAAGGAAUUUACAGAGCCAUCAUCAUGUGUCUUCGAGUGUGGCUUCAUCGCCUCGUGGUGCUGGAGGAGCUUUGGUUUCGGCGAGGCAUGCGGAGACCCGGGAGCGACAUUUGAGUUCGGCGCGCCAAGCGCUUCGUCCACAGCUAGACCAAGUCACGUUCAAGUCCUCUCGCGUUCGUUCCCCUGAGGAGCAAGAAUUGGCGGACCGGGAUCACUUCUUCGAGCGGAUGGGACAGCGCCGAGGAGCUUCUCCAAAAAUUGCUUUUGGUGCUGGUGGAGGUCAUCUUCAGAGUCAUCAUCCUAGCCAACAUCAAAACAUGGCUGCGACCGGACCGGUGUCAUCAGGUACGUCGAUCGCGACUUUGGCCUCGCAUGGGCAGAGGAUGGACGAACAGGUCAUCCCUUCGCGACGCGGCAGUAGCAUGUUCCAGCCAGCGAGUCCACGCCCGCUUCGCAUAUCGCAAAUGCUGGUGGACUCGUACUUUACCUCGCCAGACGGGCAAGUCGUGACGCGCGGCGACAUCAUCGUGCGCGGCGCACACGCGGCGGCGGCGGCGGCUUCUGCUGGCGUAGCGAGUUGUUCCAUGGGAGUUGGUUCUGGAGCUUCUCGAGUGGGUUCUGGCGCUGCUCCAGUAGGCUUGUCACCAAGAGUCCACAGCGCAGGACUCUCGGCAAAGCACACAACUACGAUCUUGGCUCCAAUGCACAUCCCUGGCGUCCGUUUGGGUGCGGAUGGUCAUAUCCAGCUCAACCAGGCUGAAUCAUCGCCGAAAACCUUCACCCCGCGCAGUGAGGAGCAGCAAGCAGCCUAGGCACUUAUUUGAAUUAUGCAGCGUGUGUAAGUACUUAUAAAUGGUUAUUAUGACGUUUCUGGAAGACACGCUUCUAGAAAUUUAGUUGGUAGAAGGUAUGAGAAGUACUUCUUCUUGGGGAAUGCUCCAAGUAGAAGUUCAAAGUGAGGACGUAGGGGUUACUUUGUGAACUAACAUUGGACGCAAGCUAGGACAAGACUAAGUAGAACUAGAAACGAUAUGAGAUUUUAAAACCUGGUGAACUUUGAAUGAGUAACGGCAUUCAUAACUAGCUAAGAAGAGUUUUGUAAUAAUUUUCGAUGGUCGUGUAGAGUACAGCUUGACUUUGAACUGCAAAAAUUUUUUUCUGAGGAUUGAACGAUUCUUGUGGAUCAUCAACAUCGUCGUUAGAUUUAGUAGAUGUCAUAAACGUAGUCAUUUUACGGGGAAAGGAUUUGAUAGUAAAUUUGAUAGUAACAAGGCAAAAUGAAUUCUUAUGGAUCUUCAUGUCUUCGUAUGUAGUUAGUAUGUUGAACAACGGUAGUUUAUGUUAAUUCUUUCGACGUUAAGGAUGCAGCUUAUCUAAUGUAUACUACGAACUUCAACACUUUGGAAUGAUGGACUCUUGAUUAGUAGGAAAUAACGGGUUGAACAAUUGCUAGAUCAGCAGAGCGAUGCGUAGACCGACUCUAUUUGAUGUACUAAAAUGGAAGUUCUUUAUCGUGAAAUAACUGCAAAUAAUACUAGAAGCUGCUCAGAAAUUCUUGCGUCGGCAUAAUAGAACAACAACAUUUGAAAUCGUAAUAUUUUAGUAUCGAAAAAACUCUCAAACAUUGCAUAAAAAUGAUCGUUGGAAAUGCGAGGAAGAUUAGCGCGUUUAGGAAGGGUAAACUGUAAAAGAUAUUUAUUGCACAUUGCAAAU